AUGCAGUACGUCCGGAGCAUCAGCGGUUCCGUCUCCAAGACAUGGAAUUCAAUCAACCCGGCCACCCUCAGCGGGGCUAUUGAUGUCAUUGUCAUUGAGCAAGAAGAUGGCACCCUCGCAUGUUCGCCCUUCCAUGUCCGGUUUGGCAAGUUUUCGCUCUUGCGUCCGUUUGAGAAGAAGGUGGAGUUCAAGGUCAACGGCUUGAAACAACAGUAUGCUAUGAAGCUUGGAGAAGGGGGUGAGGCAUUUUUUGUCUUUGAGACGACCGACGAGAUCCCCGCAUCGUUACAGACUUCGCCCUUGGUGUCUCCAGCGGCCAGCCCAAGGGCCCAGAGUGAACCAGAUCUUCCGCCUUCGUUACAGGAACCCGACUUUUUCGAUCUAGAAAAAGGAAGUGGUGAUGCAUUGUCGGAAGGCGCGAAGACACCGCCGGAGAUCGCGAUGCCACCUAACAAGAUGCGAGCCAACACGGAUUUAGGAAUGAUUACCCCACUAUCGCGCUCCCCCGAUGAAUCAAACCUGACACAUUCACGGCAUGGCUCGCUGGGUGCCAAGCCGCCACUCGGUCAUACAACCUCCGACAACGUGCUUACAACCACUUCCCCGCGCCACUCCUUGACAGGUCAUUCGGCAAAUGAAACUGAAGAUUCUCCUCAAACUGAUCGUGAAUCAGCAAGGCGUUCCCGUAGUCCAGCUCUUUCUCCAGAGGAAGCGGUAUCUCGUGCCAUCUCACUUUCAAAGAAGCUGUCUGGUUCCAAUAUUCCAUCGCAUGUUACCGAGACAGGCGAUUUGAUGUUGGAUAUGACCGGCUACAAAAGCAACGACGAAGACGCACUCCGUGCGGAGGUCGUUGCGCGGAAAAUUCUCGCCGAGGAGCUUCAAGGAGAUAACGAUAUCGGCGCACUAAUUGGAGCCGACGAGCACGGCAACCUGUGGAUAUACAGCAGCGAAGAAUCGAAGGAGCUGGCUGAUCGAAGAGCCACCCUCAACUCGAUGCGACCAACCACUGCGAUGAGCGAUGAUGCUAUCUCUGACCCGGGCUACCACAGCGAAGGUGAGCAUGCCGUCUUGGAGCCAUCCAUGGUUUCGCGCCACCACCGAACUAAAUCAGAUGUUCAACCUGGAUUCCCUACACCCCCGCACUCGCCUUUGCAUGAUUCUUUCGAGGUUGAAACUCGCCAGUAUGCGAAGACUCUCCGCUUGACCAGCGAUCAACUCAAGGCCUUGCAGCUAAAGCCCGGUGCCAACACUAUGUCGUUCAGUGUCAACAGAGCAAUUUGCACAGCAAACAUGUAUUUGUGGAAUGGCAACACCCCGAUCGUGAUUUCUGACAUUGACGGAACUAUCACCAAGUCGGAUGCACUUGGCCAUGUGCUUAACAUGAUUGGACGCGACUGGACCCAUGCAGGAGUCGCCAAGCUGUACACCGAUAUCGUCAACAAUGGGUACAACAUUAUGUAUCUCACCAGUCGAUCUGUUGGUCAGACAGAUACAACAAGAGCCUAUCUGAAUGGCAUUUGCCAAGAUGGGUACAGACUACCAAGAGGUCCAGUUAUCUGCAGUCCCGAUCGCACAAUGGCGGCUUUACGGCGCGAGAUCUACCUGCGAAAGCCAGAAGUCUUCAAGAUGGCAUGUCUGCGAGACAUUCUCAAUCUCUUCUGUGGCAAGGAGAAUCCGUUCUACGCUGGGUUUGGAAAUCGAUUGACUGAUGCUUUGAGCUACCGCUCUGUUAAUAUUCCAUCUACUCGGAUUUUCACAAUCAACUCAAAUGCCGAAGUCUCUUUGGACUUGCUCAGCCUGAACAAAUACAAGAGCAGCUAUGUGACCAUGCAAGAGCUGCUCGAUCAUUUCUUCCCGCCAACCAGUCUCCUCGUGCAGUCCGGAGGCGAGGAAUACACUGACUUCACAUACUGGAGAGAUACACCAAAUGAGCUUGAUGACUUUUCUUCAACCGAUAGUGAAGAUGAAGAAGAAGAUGAAGAUGAGGAUGAUGUCGAUGAAGAUGCGGCCGAUGAGGAUGGAGAUGAAGACGGCUACGAAGAUGAACUGAGUGAGGGCGAAGGGAGUGAAUACCUUGAUGAGGCUGAUGGCGCCGACGAAGACCUCGGCGCAAGCUACAUGUCCCAGGACUCAGUCGCCGUAUCAAACCCUGUCGGUUCGAUAAUCGAGUCAGUGGAAGGCGAUGUCGAACUCGGCGAAGAGUCCAUCGGGGAAGAGCAAUUUUUCCCCAUCGUCGAGAAACCCCUCGAAGCAACCGAGCUCUCCACGACCUCCCUGCCGAUCCGAUCCAAAUCACCCCACAACCCCUGA
This is a messenger RNA of Penicillium soppii, 2310 nucleotides long. Its product is annotated as putative lipin Smp2. The record is from RefSeq and is a predicted model, not a curated record. NCBI's taxonomy places the organism in Eukaryota, Fungi, Ascomycota, Eurotiomycetes, Eurotiales, Aspergillaceae. The transcript has 3 exons. Gene Ontology annotation, cellular component: nucleus. Gene Ontology annotation, biological process: triglyceride biosynthetic process; fatty acid catabolic process. The coding region runs from base 1 to 2310 and encodes 769 amino acids. Gene Ontology annotation, molecular function: phosphatidate phosphatase activity.